Symbiodinium necroappetens is the source of this 1700-nucleotide messenger RNA. Lineage: Eukaryota; Dinophyceae; Suessiales; Symbiodiniaceae. The record is from the annotation of a GenBank genome assembly.
GACCGGAUGGCAUUAGCCAGCCGACCCACUCUGCAGCAGAGCAACAUGCGGGUGUAUUUGCGUUGUUCAAAAGGGCCUAUUUGACCGGGAGGUCGGUGCCCCUGCAGGUUUGCGAGAUGAUCCAGGAUCCUACAAACAGUGCGGUCCAUACUCGCAUUGACAAAGAUACCAUAGCAGAGAAGGCCGAAAAGGCAGAGGAACCUACGGAGGCUGCAAAGCCAGAAGAAUCCAAGGAUGAAGAGAUGGAAGAAGUCGACCCAGCUGAAGGGAUGUCGAUAGCAGAUGUAUGCAGAGAAAAGUACAACUUGAGCGAGAAUGCCAUAGAGAUGCUAUUGGAGGAGGAUAAGCAAGAUAGCGUUCGCGCAGCACUGAAAAUGCUGGAAAGCAGCGUAGACCAGUUGCCAAAAGGAUAUGGCAACCACCUGGAGCGACUUAGUGCUGACUUCGACAAGUGGACGACUGAGCUGUUGGAAACGAUAGCUGUUACGGAAGAUGAAGUGGAAACGAAUACCAUCAAGCGAGAUGGAACACAGGAUGCCAGGGAAUUGGCACUCACUCGGAAAGCCGAGGCUGAACUCAAGAAGCUAGAGGCAGAGAAUGAUAUCAAAGCAGCAGAGAAAGAGAUCAAUGAGUACGACGAGCAGUUGGAAGAGAUAGGAAAAGCAAGAGAGAAGUUAAAGGCAGGCCGUCAAGCCGUGAGGGAGACACUGCAAGUGUCGGAAAGAGUACUUCAAACGCUGAAGCAUACGGUGAGGCAGCUACGUACUGUUGGAAGCAUCAACGAAGCAGUAAAGAAGAAUUUGUUUCAAGAUGAAGAAAAGAAAGGAAGUGCGCAGUUGCAGAUCCUACGCAUGAUGAUGCAGAAGAGAAAGAGUGGGAUGGAAACCCCGCGAAGUAUGCCAAGCGUUGCAGUUACAGAUGACGAAGGCGAAGGCCACAGAAAGCGAGUCCGCGGGACAGACAAGCCGAAUGAGCCGGCAGACCCUCCUAGAACUCCGAGAACGCAGCAGCUGAAGGUUAAACCGGAGGCAAAGGUGGCUCCGGAUAUCCUAAAGGAGAAAGAGGUUCAGAAGGAAAGAAAGGACCGAAAGAGGGACCUCGAAGGAGUCCAUGACAAGUGGUUGUUGAAGAGAGAAUGGAAGGAAAGUCAUGGAGGAUUCCGUUGCUUCCAUUGCGGGAGCGACUCACACAAAGCGUUUGAGUGCCCGACUAUGCUUGAUGAAGCGAAAGAAGAAGGUGCUGAACAACUCUCGCCAAAUGUAAAACGUCAAGGCGGAUGUUGGUUGUUUUGCCGAUUGUGCUUUCGAGCCAAUGUGGGAUUCAACAUUACUGAUGACAAUGGAAAGAAGCGCAUAGCCGUUGGUUGGGGCAACCACACGGUGCAAAAGUGUAGACUCAACAAGACAGGAAUUGACCCGUCAAAGCCUGAUAUGAGUCUGGUGAAUCCUAAGAAGCCCAAAGUUGGAGAGAAAGUGAUAGACAUCGAGGCUGAAGAAGAAAAGAAGAAAGAGAAGAGCACUACUGGCGCCAGUUCAAGAAAAGAAAUGCCCAAGAAGGGCAAGGAAAGCAAGGACAAGGAGAAGAAGGAGAAGAAAGAGCACAAAGACAAGAAGCAUAAGAAAGACAAGAAGGAUAAAGAUCAAAGGGCCGAGAGCCCGGAGAAAGGUUUUUCAGAAAAGGAUGUGGCGGACAUGUCUUGA